AUGGAUUCGUUUUCUUUUGUUUAUGUCAUUCCAAGCCCACUCAUCCCCCAAUACAAUGCAGCCCCAGAGGAGCGAGUGUCCUUUACGUCUGGUCUUGAGCAUCUUGAUCUUACACCCUAUACUCUUCUCGAGCAUCGCUUUACAAAGAACCCCCUUCAUCUCGGCGCUCUGCGAAGUACACUGAGUGGAGGAAGAGAGGUAGAAAUUUUGGCAGAUGAGGUCGCCACGUCUUUUGCGACGUCUUGGAAAUUCCCUACUCAAUGGACGACAAUUCCAAACCUUUACUAUAGCCUUUUGGAUAUCAUCACUCGCGAUGUGAAUCGCGCUUAUGUGGGACCGGAAUUUUGCAGAAAUCGUGAUUAUAUUGAGACCAUCAUUAACUUCACCCCCGAGGUAGUGAGAUGCCGCACCAUCCUGCGGAUGAUCCCUCGGUUUCUUCGUCCAAUUUUUGCCCCUUAUGUCCUUCGCCACAAUCGAGCUCGUCGCGACAAAAUCUACUCUAUAUUGAAGGAUGAUAUCAAGAGGAGGAAGUCAAUGAUUGGACCCAAGCCAGAUUCAAGCAAACCGACCGACCUUCUUCAAGCUCUUAUAGUCGAGGCAAACAAAAGCCCCCAAGCGGCCGCUGAGUUGGAUCCCAAAAUGCUAGUAACAAGGCUUUUGGCGCUAAACUUUGUCGGCAACCGCACCUCUUCAGUUGCAUUUACCCACGCUAUCUGGUCACUGCUACACUGUGAGUCCCAGCAACUUGGGUACUGGAGUGCCAUGCAGAAGGAAGUCGAGAAAAUAUUUACUUCCGAUGAGUCCAUCGAGGUUACUCAGUCGAAAAAGCAUUAUCAGGCCCAGGGCGCUCGAUGGAUGCGGUGGAAUAAAGGCCACACGGAACAGAUGGGCCUAAUUGAAAGUUUCCUCAAAGAGAGCCUGCGGUAUAAUACUGAUACCAAUUUGGAAUGCAAGCGAAUGAUAAUGGACCCCGCGGGAUAUCGAUUUAAGAAUGGCGUGCAUCUCAAGCAUGGCACAGUCAGUGCGGUGCCGAUUUGGCAAAUUCAUCAUGACCCAGAUCUCUAUCCCCAGCCAGAUGACUUCGAUGCACGUCGCUUCUACCAGGGAAAUGACGGGACGCAGGCUAGGAAGGUCAGCAUGCAGACGACGAGCGAGUAUUUCCUUGCCUUUGGUGUGGGGAAACAUGCAUGUCCUGGAAGGUUCUUUGCAUCGCAGCAUUUGAAAUUGUUGAUGGCUUUCAUUCUGUUGAACUACGAGGUUCAGCCUGUGAGCCGCCCAGACGAUGAGUGGUAUGGCUCAAGCCAUAUGCCAAACAUGGCGGCUGGCUUGACCAUUAGAAAGAGAAAAUUCUGA
Molecule: messenger RNA, 1353 nt
Organism: Penicillium nucicola
Lineage: Eukaryota; Fungi; Ascomycota; Eurotiomycetes; Eurotiales; Aspergillaceae
Product: cytochrome P450
Exons: 5
Coding region: 1-1353 (450 amino acids)
Molecular function (GO): oxidoreductase activity, acting on paired donors, with incorporation or reduction of molecular oxygen; monooxygenase activity; heme binding
Source: RefSeq, a predicted model, not a curated record